AUGAGCAGGGCCAAGGGGUUGGGUUGCUUGUUCUCACGCCCAACCCGCAGACUCAGCCCGAGGAAAGUUUCGCUUUUAAGAGGGAGAGGAACAAACAUGGCAGCGCAUUCAAGGCGUUUGUGUGUGUCUGCGACCAUUGCGUUGGUGCUGCUGCUGGUUUAUGAGGUUCCCUUAGCCUCUGCCCAAAGAAAGAAGGAGAUGGUGCUUUCGGAAAAGGUUAGUCAGCUGAUGGAAUGGACCAAUAAAAGACCUGUAAUAAGAAUGAAUGGAGACAAGUUCCGCCGCCUUGUUAAAGCCCCACCAAGAAACUACUCCGUUAUUGUCAUGUUCACUGCGCUCCAACUUCACAGACAGUGCGUCGUGUGCAAGCAAGCAGAUGAAGAAUUCCAGAUCCUGGCAAAUUCCUGGCGAUACUCCAACGCAUUUACCAACAGGAUAUUUUUUGCUAUGGUAGAUUUUGAUGAAGGCUCUGAUGUAUUUCAAAUGCUCAACAUGAAUUCAGCGCCAACUUUCAUCAACUUUCCGGCGAAAGGGAAACCCAAAAGGGGUGAUACAUAUGAAUUGCAGGUGCGCGGCUUUUCAGCUGAGCAGAUUGCCCGCUGGAUUGCUGACAGAACUGAUGUCACCAUUAGAGUAAUAAGACCCCCAAAUUAUGCUGGUCCCCUUAUGCUGGGAUUGCUUUUAGCUGUUAUUGGUGGACUUGUGUAUCUUCGAAGAAGCAAUAUGGAAUUCCUCUUUAAUAAAACUGGAUGGGCUUUUGCAGCUUUGUGUUUUGUGCUUGCUAUGACAUCUGGUCAGAUGUGGAAUCAUAUCAGAGGACCACCGUAUGCCCAUAAGAAUCCCCACACGGGACACGUGAAUUAUAUCCAUGGAAGCAGCCAAGCCCAGUUUGUAGCUGAAACACAUAUUGUUCUUCUGUUCAAUGGCGGGGUUACCUUAGGGAUGGUGCUUUUAUGUGAAGCUGCUACAUCUGACUUGGAUAUUGGAAAGCGAAAGAUGAUGUGCAUGGCUGGCAUUGGACUUGUUGUAUUAUUCUUCAGUUGGUUGCUCUCUAUUUUCAGAUCUAAAUAUCAUGGAUAUCCAUAUAGCUUUCUGAUGAGCUAAAAAGGAUCCCAGAGAUAUGUAGACACUGGAGUAAUGGAAAUUGAUAAAAUGAAGAAAGAUGUGUGUGCGAAAAGAAGAAUGAAUCUUUGUAUUUUGUAUUACCUCUUUUUUUCCAAGUGAUUUAAAUAGUUAAUCAUUUAACCAAAGAAGAUGUGUAGUGCCUUAACAGCAGUUUCUUGUCAAACUCAUGAAGUAUUUGGAUACAAUCUUUACUUUCCCUUCCCAGUAAACUUCAUGGGACAUUUCAUUUAAUAGUAUUAAGAAUAUUAUUAAAAUGUUAAAACUAUGACUGCAGUUUAAUUAGAACAAGGUUCAAAACUGCUUUACUUUUGUCCAGAUGAUUUUACUUAUCCAAAGGUGGGAGGGAGUCCUAACCAGGUGUUCCUGCAUAUACAUACCUAUGCCUAUUGCCGAUCAGUACUACAUCAGGAAUCCAUCCUUAGCUUUUCCAUUUUUGCAUCAGUGUGUAUACUCUUGCACAUUUUUCCUUUUGGGAAGAGAAAUCAUAUAUGCUAUGUGGUCUUCUGAAAGUAGAACACUGUUCUUCAGAGUACAUGUCUAGCCUUUAGAAAAAAAAGGAGUAGCCAGUCCUCCUCCAUCUUUCUGACUGAAAUACAGUGCUGGCUAUCUAUGCUUCCUGGUAGCUGUAGGUGUUAAAAAGUAUCUCUAAGUACAGGAUUAUGAUUUCUGUAUGAGUAUGGAACUAACUACCUUGUAUUUGGAAAGAUUUUGGGUUCAUUCUGACUCCCUAGUUUUAUUUAAGGCAGGACACCUUAUAGUAAAAAUGUAGCUUAGUGUUAAACAUCGUCACUUAUUUCAUUUGUACCUAAAUGAAAAGAAAUAGGCCCAUCUGGUGAAUUUGGUUUCUGUAUUACAGUUACAACAUAUUUCAGUAAUCCUUGUGUUUGGGAAAAGGACCCCCGUAGAUUAAAAGAAGACAGUCAUGAAAUACUGCAUUGUUUGCCUGUAAAUAGAAGUCAGUGCUUCUCGAAAGCUGUUCUUUGUUUGCUAUUAUUUUAGCCUUUAUUCUCCACUUUAAGUGGUAAAACAAAGUAAACAAAGAGACUUAGUUUGAAUGUUGUCUUUUUUGGUCAGUGGAAAUAACCAUAUGUGCUAACCAAAUUUCUGUGAAGAAUGAACACCUGACAGUUAUCAUUAGCUCUAGCUAUAACCUCCCCAUAGUUACGAAGAGUAUACUGAAAUGCCACUCUGCCGGAAAUAGAAUUAUGAUUGUGAAACAGAAAUUGUAGAAGUAUUGAAUGAAAAUAAUACUGUGACUGCCUGCUACUAUUUACUAUCUAAUAAAUCUUCCAUGCGAUCUAGAAGUCCUAUAUAAUAGAGGUUUGCAGAAAGAGAUGGAUUUAACUAUCUAAGAAGAAAUGUUUUAUAUGAGUUUUUUUCAUGUGUUUUUGUGAGUACAUUUGGUAGGUGGAGGGACGUAGUCUAACUCUUUCGUGGAGCCACUUUUGGUUAAUUACUCCCCUGUAAAUUGUGUGAUUCUGGACUCCUUCUCUGCUGUUCUUGUACGUGUCUCAGGCCAAAUACACAUGCUGUGAUUCUUACGAGACCUGUAUGAAGAUGCCCUGAUUUGUGCAGACUGGCCAGGGGAAUACUACUGCCAUGUAAUCUGUGUUAGCUCCAGAUAAUUUGCCAUGAGUAUCGAAAGAAUGACCAUCCUUUGCAUUCGGUUUAUCUCUCUUAAGAGCACAUUCUUUUUAUGUAAGGAGAGGAGUUGCAUUGUGGCUAAAAUCUGUACAAAGCGGAUAUUUACUACACUUAGAAUAGUGUUGCCUUUGUGGAAAUGUUGGAAUUCGCUUUCAUCUGAAGUGCCUUAAGUAGACUCUUUACUUUUCUAGUAAUGGUUUAAAUAUUAUUUGUUAUGCAUUGUUAAAAUACUAUUAAAAAUGACACAUUGUAGUGGCAAAAAUAACCAAAUGUCUGCCUGUUUGCUUUUUGACGAUAUCAAUAAACUUUUACAAUCUAAA
This is a messenger RNA of Artibeus jamaicensis (Jamaican fruit-eating bat), 3089 nucleotides long. RefSeq names its product magnesium transporter 1 (gene MAGT1). The transcript is spliced from 10 exons. The record is from RefSeq and is a predicted model, not a curated record. NCBI's taxonomy places the organism in Eukaryota, Metazoa, Chordata, Mammalia, Chiroptera, Phyllostomidae. Gene Ontology annotation, cellular component: oligosaccharyltransferase complex. Bases 1 to 1104 code for a protein of 367 amino acids.